This is a messenger RNA of Megalops cyprinoides (Indo-Pacific tarpon), 1680 nucleotides long. Its product is annotated as BTB/POZ domain-containing protein KCTD4-like. Gene Ontology annotation, biological process: protein homooligomerization. Gene Ontology annotation, molecular function: protein binding. The transcript has a single exon. Lineage: Eukaryota; Metazoa; Chordata; Actinopteri; Elopiformes; Megalopidae. The record is from RefSeq and is a predicted model, not a curated record. Bases 44 to 820 code for a protein of 258 amino acids.
CAAAAGCACGCACUCCAGGGGAGGCAGGGCGCGCGCGAGCGGCAUGGAAUGGAACCUCAAAAGGAUGGAGAGCGAGCUGAGGGAGAUCAACCCUGACCUGCUGCAGCCCAGCAAGAGCUUCAAGAAGCCGUCCUCGGCCACCGUCACGCUCAACGUCGGCGGCUACCUGUACGCCGCCCAGAGGCAGACGCUGGCCCGCCACCCGGGCUCCCUGCUGGAGGAGCUGGCCGGCGGGAAGAAGCCCGUGCAGCACGUGGACGCCAUGGGCAACACCUUCAUCGACCGCGACGGCCCCGUCUUCCGCCACGUCCUCAACUUCCUGCGCCUGGGCGAGCUGGUGCUGCCCGACGACUUCAAGGAGGCGGCGCUGCUGCGGCGGGAGGCCGACUUCUACCGGCUGGGCGAGCUGGCGCAGGCGGUGCAGGACUGGGAGCAGCGGCAGCUGCAGCGGCAGGAGCCCGCCCUGCUGGAGGUGACCGACCACUCCGAGCGCGCCCAGGGCCUCCGCAUCUACUGCAGCGACGCCGGCUUCAUCGACAAGGUCAAGGCGCGCCUGGUGCAGGUCUCCAAGAGCCGCCUGGACGGCUUCCCCGAGGAGUUCGAGGUCUCGUCCAACGCCAUCCAGUUCCGCCACUUCAUCAAGUCGGAGAUGGGCUCGCGGCUGGUGCUGAAGCAGGACAACACCUUCCUGUGCACGCUGGAUUGCCUCAAGCUGGAGACCGUCAUGCUGGCGCUGAGGAGCGGCUACCGGCUGCUCACCAGCCUGGACAGCGGCCGCGGGUCCGUGCUCCAGUCCGAGGCCCUCCACUUCGUCAAGUGACCCCCUGCAGAGGAGGUCCCCCCCGCUCCACAGGACGCCCACAAAGGUUCCGCCUUUACCCUUUCUCACGCGCACCUUUCACUCCUAAAUCCCUAUCUGUUCUGCUAUUCACAAAAGAGGCUUUGCUGUGAAAGGAAGCUAUAUAUCAGCAGUAAAUAUUUCUUGCCUGUGUUUAGAUUUAUUUUGCUACCUUCUGUCAGACUUAAUUUGCUUCCAGCAGGGAGAGAUGCAUGUGUGGUUUUCUGAAACAUGCUGAUGGAUUGCUCAGAUUUUCACACUGCAUAAACAGUAAUACAUCCAAGCUCAUCUGUUCUGCUUUAUAUUUGAUAUUUGUCAAGUAUUCUCAUGCAAAUUUAUAAUAUAUGGAAAGUCUCAUGUACCUGUCUGAGAACCUGUUGACUGCUGUCAGAAAAAGAAAAUACAAUAAGUAUUAUAAUACUAACUUAGCUGAUACCAUCUGAAGGAUGCACCUGAUAUGAACAGGAUUAAUAAGUAAAUGUUUUAUAAAAAUGCAUGCAUAAAGUGAUUACAUUUGAAGCUAUGUUGCAAUUUGUACUUGUAAAAGAAUACUCAGUUUGUGUUCCUAUUGACCUGUGAAUAUCUUUUGCAUAAAAUAAAAUGUGAUGACUGGUGAAUAUUGUAGUGUUCCUUUAUACCUCACAAGAGGGAAUAAUUUAACCUGAUCUGUAGGAGUGUGUGACAAUAGGUGGCUUGCUGCCAUUUUUAACAAUGUAAAUCUGGGUAUGUAAAAAAGAAGACUGUCUUUUCAAACAGAGACACAAAACAUUUAAAGGGAGAAAUGACUGCUGUUUCAUACCAACUUGAAAGCUGGUGUCACCAUACAGGCACAGAGAUUACAC